CUGUGUGGAUGAGCAAUGUGCCACUUCAGCAGGCGUCUUCUCAGUGACUGGAAGAAGUGUAUCGGCCCUGUCAGAGUGUCCCCGCAUUGUAUUGUUCAGGGAGAAGAGGACGUCCCAGUCAGGCAGCCAUGCUUCUGGGCCUUUUCAAUAGCUGCCACGUGUUCAAUGGCACAAGACAAUGAGACCUCGAUAGGAAGUUCUUCUGUGUCGUCUUCCCUAGAAGUAGACUCCACUCUCUACGAGGGCUACGUCUGUACGUUGACCCCGGAGCUGGUCCUCAAGGCUAGGGAAGAAUUGCAGGAGAAGCCAGAAUGGAGGUUACGUGAUGUCCAAGCUCUGAGGGACAUGAUAUGGAAGGAAUACCCCAACCUACGGACACGAGUCGAUGACGCCUUCUUGCUCCGCUUCCUGAGGGCUCGCAAGUUUGACUAUGACCGAGCUCUACAGCUGUUGGUCAAUUAUUACGGUUGCCGGAAAGGAUGGCCGGAAGUAUUUACCAACCUUAGACCUUCCGCGGUUAAACCUGUGCUGGACUCUGGUUUCUUGACUGUUCUACCUCACACAGACGCAGAGGGAAGACGUAUUGUCUGUAUUCGCCCUGGUCAGUGGAAUCCUCGGAGUUACCCGAUCACUGAAAAUCUUCGUGCCAUGUAUCUGUCUCUGGAAAAACUGAUAGAAGCCGAGGAGACGCAAGUGAAUGGUAUUGUGAUCCUAGCUGACUACGAGGGGGUUGGUUUGUCCCAUGCAUCUCACCUUGGACCGUUUAUUGCCAAGAAGAUUAUUGGGAUUCUUCAGGAUGGUUUUCCAAUUAGGAUAAAAGCUGUCAACAUCAUCAAUGAGCCCAGGAUAUUUAAAGGGAUUUACGCCAUACUGAGGCCAUUUUUGAAAGAGAAGUUCGUAAAGCGGAUAUUCCUCCACGGGUCAGACAUGAACUCCCUCCACAGCAAUAUACCUAAUGCCGUCUUACCAGAGGAAUAUGGAGGCACGGCCGGGAAGCUGGAUAUUUCCGCAUGGAGCCAGGUCCUCUUGGCAUCCGAAAGUGACUUUGUUCAAGACUUUUACCAGGCCAACCUCACCCGUGACGGCUCCCUCCAAGGGUUGGUAAUGAACGAUACCGAAUCAGACUACUUGCAAUGCGAGGAGUCUGCACGCGGGGUUAAAUCCCAGCUCUACUGUUACUGAAUAGUAUUUCCGUGUCGUCUGGAGAUCCCGGGGCAAGUGUCUAAAUAAAUGUCCAUCAGGUGCAAUUUUAUUUUAUUUUAUCCUCUAUGUUAAUUCCUGUUCUGCGAUAAGAGUGUAUUCAUUCAUGUGGUUCUUAAAAAGUCUGUUAACUAUAUAAUUGCCAAAUACCACUCUUAAAAAUCCUAUUUUACAGCUUUACCCUUUAAAGGAUUUUUUUUGUAAUAUAUGAAAAUAUUAUUUUAUUGCCUAGAACACGUAAAUUGGCAUUGCAUAACUACAACCCCCAGUAUGCCCUGACGAUGAGGUCAGUAAUAAGGAAUCUGUUGGUAAUGUAGCAGAGGAAUUAUAUGGGGGACUGGGGGGUGCUGGGGACUAUGGUUAGUUGGGAAUAAGGCUGGAGGUAAUGGGGACCCAGGCUGCAUCUUGGGCAUCUUAUUGGGCGCAAAUUCACAGUAUGUUCAGAUGAGAAGAUACAAAGGGCAUGUUUUUGCAAACAACAAAGUAUUCACAGUAGCAAAACAAGCAAUAAAACUUAACAUUUAAUAAUUAUCUUAAAAAAAAGAUUUUUUGGCAUGUAUUUAAUAACAAUAAAUCUGGUUGUGACCACAAUAUCCCAGUGAAACAUCAAUAAUCAAAAUGACACGCCUGGACAAAAACUUAUCAACUUCUGAUAAAGACAAAAAAAAGAGGAACAAUGAAUUGAGUUCCCUAGUCCCAACGUGUUUCACCUGUAAUAUUCUGUACGGGAUCCUCAGGGGACAUAAAUCCGGUAUAGUACACCAAAUAAACAAAGGCUUAUAUCUGCACUCAAAUUGCAUAUGUUCGAUACAAAUGAUGUAGGUGUGACAUAGAUAUAGGCAUGCAGUGAUGAUUAGGGUAUAGCUGAUGCCCCACUAUAUAGUAAAUCACUUCCACCUCAGUGAACAACACUGUAUGCUAACACAAAGCUAAACACCAAAUCCUAUUCAGGAUCUACCGACAAGCAAAAAGUAACAUAAUCAAAGCAUAUGGUCACAAAAAAGUAAACAACCACCACGGCCCAUGAUUUAGGCCACUCACUGAUGAUGGGAUAGAUGUGCAGCUCAUCUUAUUGGGCACCAUUCAUCCAGUUAAAGGGGUAUUCCAGGCUAAACCUUUUUUUUAUAUAUAU
This is a messenger RNA of Hyla sarda, 2332 nucleotides long. It is a transcript of the gene TTPAL, whose product is annotated as alpha tocopherol transfer protein like. Lineage: Eukaryota; Metazoa; Chordata; Amphibia; Anura; Hylidae. The record is from RefSeq and is a predicted model, not a curated record. Bases 16 to 1182 code for a protein of 388 amino acids. Gene Ontology annotation, molecular function: phosphatidylinositol bisphosphate binding. The transcript has 5 exons. Gene Ontology annotation, cellular component: membrane.